Molecule: messenger RNA, 5160 nt
Organism: Cyphellophora attinorum
Lineage: Eukaryota; Fungi; Ascomycota; Eurotiomycetes; Chaetothyriales; Cyphellophoraceae
Product: Nucleoporin
Exons: 3
Coding region: 1-5160 (1719 amino acids)
Cellular component (GO): nuclear pore
Source: RefSeq, a predicted model, not a curated record
AUGGAAUCUCUGGAGCGACUCCAGGGACUACAUGCCGACCUUGUCGCGGUCAGCGAGAAGAGACUCGAGACCGUGGACCGCCUACUCGCCGAGCUCCAAGCAACCCUGGACGAUUUUCGAAGACUGUUGGACAAACCUACACCAAUACAGCAAGAGAAGGAGGCAUAUAAUAAGGGACAGGUGCUCCUGCCAUCAGAGGAUGGUGCUGCGCAGACAUACGAAGUCAACGAGGAGUUCAAGCACAUCAGCACUGCUUUGAGCACCGCUGUUGAUAUUGAUGAGGUCGAAGCCGCCAGACUUCUGGUCAGAGACUAUGGCGAGACUGUUGCGCCCAGCCUGGCCUUCGUCGCGAAAGCCGUCGCCGACUACCAAGAUCGCCGUGAUCUGCUUCUGCAGUCCCUUCGACUCGUCUUUGAAAACGCCGAAGACGUGGAUCUAGAAGAGCAAGUACGACUCAACGUCUUCCAGCAUACAGUCAGAGAGACACUACAAGUUCAGCAUGGUCCAAAUAAUGCGUCGCAGUUCGUCACAAAAUGCAUAAGGACGUUGGAGGUCCUUGAACAGAGAUAUAUCGCAGUCAAUGAACAAUUGCAGAACAGUGCGACCGUUGGUCAAUUGGCCGGGCCUGAGUACGAUGCAAUUCUCGAAUUUCAGAAGGGCAGUCUCUUCAAACAACACGAAGCCUUGUCCUGCAUAUUGGCAUACAUAUUCCGCGCUGGCUACUCUGGUCCCGAGGACCUCCAUAAGCUCUCAAGACUUAUCGAGAGAUGGCUUGGGGCUAAUGGAAAGGCAGACAUACUGCUCGUUCACUAUCUCCCGGCGUUCUCGGCAGCAUUCAGACAAAACGGGUCUGCGGAGUCGGCAGCGCCCUUUGACCCGGCGAAAGUCUUUGACGGCAUAUUCGGCGUGGUCCCGAAGUCAGAUCGCCCUCCCACUCAACUGGAUCCUUUCUUGGCGGUGUUAAGAAUCUGGUGGACGGUCGAGUACAGCAGCAUGUUUGUUGGUCACUCGGCAGAGAACGAAGCGGAAACGAAAGUAUGCACUAACCAGGUUAAACAUGGGUUGAAGGAACACGGUCUCCAGUUUCUCCUCGCUGUCUCCUCCAGCAUGACCAUCACCGAAUGGCGGCAUCCUGCCCGCCAAACAAUGGUUACGUUCUUGAUGCGCGACGCACCUGACUUCUCCAUAGACGGCGAGCAGACGUCUGACAUUCGCCAGCUGAAGCACGAAGAAGACGAUUUGCGACUCGAGCAGAUCGCAGCCGUUCAGGCCGGUGGUCAACCCGAUCCAAAAUUCGAUCGGAACGUGCCGAUGCACUUAGAGGCAUUCCUGGUCUUGAUAUCAUUUGCAUUCGAGGGCCGCGUCGAUGCCUGCGAGCAAUGGUGGGAGGACACGGAAACAAAUCUGUACGGAUUCCUACAAUGGGCAUCCAAGCGACAAACGGUGCCGCGGAUCAGCGCCUUCUGUGACAUGCUUUGCUCGAUUGCCGAAGGCUCAGAUGGCGCCUCCUCUGCACAUGCCUUUCUCUUGGAGGACUCUGUCCCGUCGUCAUUGUCCCGAUCACGGCAGGUUCCAUCCAUGAACUAUGCUCAGAUUCUCGCCGAGCUAGAUUUGUACGCCCACAAGGUCCAUGAACGCCAGGCCACCUCCACGCUCGGCAAUCGCAAGAUUCUGGAAACGGAUAUGAACGAAUCAGAAACUCCCCUCAUGCUAUCAAGCUACCUGCGCCUGCUGGCUCAUCUCUGUCGGCACAGUGACAAAGCUCGGGACUAUCUCUACACUCACCCUUCCAUCAACAUUCCUCGGACGCUGCUACUACUCAGCUCCGGUCCUGUACCAAGCUUCUUGAAAGCCAGCAUCUUUGCCACCCUAGAAGCCAUGCAAACGAACAACGACUUGUAUCGGGCAUCGAUGAUGUGGACAUACAUUGAUGAGUGGGCGUCCAAUGGAGCUGAACUGAUCAAGGCAAGCUUAGCGAAAGGUGAACCGGUAGCGCUGCCCAGCAUGGCUUCUGCGCAAAGUGUCCUGGACUCUCUGACAACAUCGAUUGAUCAGUACGAUGCAUUCGUGAGUCUGCUGCGGACUUUGCUCAUUCCUGUGACUCCAGAUGGCAUACCGACAUUCCCACGAGAAUUGGGCUCAACUUACAGAGUUCCGGGAAUCUCACCAUAUCUCGACUUCGUGUGCGGAACCAUCUUCUCGAAGCGGUUGCCGGCGUCUCAGGACAUUUCACAGUCAAUUCUAUGCAGCUACAACUGCCUAGACUUAAUGGCAGUCGCGCUCUCGUCAUUCGAUGAAACACAGGCCGCGCUGUUCACGAGAGGGCUUGCUAAGAAUGCUUCUGCAGACAUUGUCUCUUAUUUCCACCGUCAUCCGUUCUCGCGCGUCAUGCAAUGGAUACUCAGCACCGAGAUGGAUAAGCCGUUGAUGCGCAUAUUCAAAGUGGCGCAACAAAAUGUGGCAGCCGCGCGGUCAGAUUCACCUCUUGUGCAGGCGAUUCAAAAGACUGUUGAUGUCUUGAACCUUGCCCUUGAUCUACAACCCACGUUUCUGGACGUGGUCAAGCCGAUACUGAAAGAGAGCACUUACGAGAAAGGACUGAGCAAUCAGAUUACCAUCGAGGAGCUUGUUCUCAUGCACCCAGCCCUCAUUCUGGAGCUUUGUCAGUAUGCUGCAAGCGAGCACCUCGAUUUGUCGCUCAAAGCACUCUCUCUGCUCCAGAAACUAUCGAGCUCGGCAAAGCUGAACAAUCACUUCCUUAGUCAGAGCGCCCUCCACAACCGGUCGAGACGCAUCGUUGAUCUGCUCGGUCCGAACUCUUCCGCUGCGCUGAUCGCAACCUCUCAACUGAUGUCGGCAAAACUGCAGAUUGAUGACAGGGAGCUUGAAGCAGGCUCGGACGCCCCGGGCUAUUUGUACAAAGAUGGUAUGAUUGCCUUCAUGAACGCCUGUCUAGAGACCCAACCGGAACUUGCCAAUAUCGCCCAUAUGCUCUUAGGCUGUCGCCGACUCGGAGAGCACUUGAUCAUGGAGGACGACAUUGAUGGCGCUGGUGGAUCUCUGCUUGACAGCAUAAUCGUAUUGGUCAAGGACUACCCACACGGUGAUCAGACCGGCUUUGCGUCCUGGCUCAUUCACAUCAAAUCGGCGGGCAUGCAGAUACUCCGGCAGCUCUGGCAAGCAAACGUCUCGUCUGAGCUCAUUCUUUCUCGACUGCGACGCUAUCAGAUGCUCAAAGAAAUCAUACAGGGUCAAGAAGGAAUAUCGGAGAGCACUCGUUGGGAUGGUAAGCUACUGUUCGAGCCCGAGUUCUGGUUUGACCGUUCAGCGGAAGCUCUUACAGAGCUGCUGGACUUCCGGUCCGCCCUAUAUCAAUAUGUUUGCCGGGAGAUCAGAGAUGCGUCUUCCCAACGCCUGCAUUCUGUCCUCAAGCAGCAUCUGCAAGUCUUGCUCGGGAGUGAUAUGGCAGGCACGCCUUUGGGUCACGCCAACCUUUUCGAUCUUGCCGACUUUCUUGAACUAGACCUAUCAUGGUCAGUCCAUGUCCCGGAAACAGAGUACUUCGUAAAGCUUGACGUCAGCUCCUUCCAGACCUCCGACCAAGACAAUAAGCCUGGUCUGUACGACAUUGCUCUUGCUAAAGAAGCAUUACAUCGCGACAUAGCUGACCGAACCGAUCAACAGCCCCGCGGGUCGACUCAGGCACAGAUCAACCCCGAGCAGGCAGACUUUGAGAUUGAAGCCGUUUGUGCUCAUCUCGAGGCCAUCAACCGCUUAAUGCUGGCCCGUCAGGCAUGGAGAGCGACCUUGCGCAGCUACGCAGACAUGGUAGUCGCACUCAUCGAAAGCUGUCCCAUGGAGGCAGCUGCGAGAACGUCAUUCAUCCUUCAGGUUUUGCAGCUCAUACUGCCAAAGCUCGAUUCGCUUGUCGCGCUCGAGAGCGAAGAUACCCUCGAACUGGCCCGGAUCGCGGACAGUUUGCUCUUCGCAUUGCCCACAUCCAGCAGCAGCCCCAGCCUAACGAACCAGCCCUCAAGUGGCAAGCAAGAAUUGCUUGAGCAGGAGAGAAUGGGUAGCAUCGUUACCGAGAAGAUCUUCCAGCUCUUCAGAGCUAGCAUCGACGGCAUCAUGAUCGCAGGAAGCAGCCCCGUGCAACGAUCUGUGCUGUACAGCAUCUGCAUCCAAUAUUUGAAUCGAAUCCUCAGCGACGCCAAAUCCGACCAGGACGCCAACCGCAAAGCUCGAUCAAACAGCAUGGACUGCAUCCGCUCAUCCAGCGCCCGCCUCAUCGGCAUUCUCUCUGACGAUGCCGAAGACGGCGACGCCUCACGCCUCAAUGCCCUUAACCUACUUGCGCUACUCACAUCCCUCGCCCGCAUCGAAAAAUCUUCGCACGUCCUCGACGCCCUGCUCAAAGCCAACGUCCUCGAGAUCAUCAUCGAGCCUAUCAAGUACAUCGCCAGUGACUUCCAGAGCACUGAGGCAUCCCUGCGCAGCCACCUUCUAACCCUCCACGAAUCCCGCACCCUCCUCCUUCUCCAACUCGCCCGCACCCGCCCCGGCGCAACCGCAAUCCUCGACGCCGGCUUCAUGGCCGCCGUUCGUGACUCCCUCCUCUUCCGCGCCGACCCGGACUUGGGCUUCAGCUUGCCCAUGUCUGCAAGUGGGACACACAUCAACUCAACAGAAACCAUGAACGGCUCCAGCGCGACGCAAGCGCGUAACGCCGCCAACGUCGCUUCUGGACAGGGAACCGUGAACCAAACGGCGCUGCAUACUUACUACUCCCUCUUGUCACCCGUCCUGCGCGUGCUGUUGCAACUAGCGACCAGUCGCGGGCUUGACAACGAACAGGCCGUGUACUUGGUACGCAGUUUUCUGAACGAGUACAGACCCAACAUGGUGGGCGUCUUCAAGAAACUCCGCGGCGUAAGCGGAAAAUUGUCGAGCAGCGCAACAGAGGGAAAGCUACGCGAAUGUGUGCGAGCCUACACUGGUCUAUGCGUCUUCUCAGGCUGGGUCGACAGCGAAACCGAGGCCGGGCUGGGUGGCGGCUAUGCAGACGAAGGUAUGAAUGGUAACGGGACGGACGGGAUGAGUCUCGGUCGUGGGCGACUUGGUGUGCCAGAGGGAGGGAUGAGGGGUUAUGCGUUCUCAUGA